Nicotiana tabacum (common tobacco) is the source of this 588-nucleotide messenger RNA. The record is from RefSeq and is a predicted model, not a curated record. NCBI's taxonomy places the organism in Eukaryota, Viridiplantae, Streptophyta, Magnoliopsida, Solanales, Solanaceae.
AACAGAGCAGUCAUUGGCUUCUCCAGCUCUGGCGACUUUUGUUCCCUUGGCUGGCACAUUCACUAAAAUAUGUUCUCCUACAUAAUUAUUGUUAUUUUUUUGUUCUACUCCUACCUGAUUAUUGGAAUUAUCUCACUUCUAUUUUGUCAAAAACAUCAUCUCUCUCCAUUGCAUAGCUUGUGGGGGUAAGAGUCUGUUGUUUUCAUCACAAUGGGAGGAAGUUCUUCUAAGAAUCAAACCGCUAAAAAUAAGUUAGUGAAUCCUUACUCCCAGAGUGGCGUGAAAGGAUAUCCCUAUGAGAGGCAACACCAACAACAGCCACAUGAGUUGCAGAAGCAGAGGAAGAUGCUAACUCCACCACAAUCACAGGAGAGCAAGGACAAAGAGAAUCAGGAGCCUGGCACACAACAGAGCAUGCAGUCUAGGUUCGGUGGCUAUUCGAGCAGUGAGGAAGAGUUUUAUGAUGGUAUCCCGAGGUUUCACAGGAGCUCUUCACGAAAACCUAAACCAAGGAGGGUUGCAAAGGCUCCUAAAUGUUGUAGGUUGCAGAAGUAAGUUCUCGUCUAGGUAGAGCUGGAAGUGUUGGAC